CUCCUCCCAUAUAUUAUUUCGCUAAAAUGGCAACAAUAUCCCCCGCAACAGCCCACCUCGUCGAGACUGCCGAAAUCCAGUUCAUCAAGGCGCAAAUCCAAGCUGUGCAAACACUAUUCCCAUCCGAGAAAUUCAUAGCAGAAUCCAUUGGCGGCGGCGUCGCAGCUGUCACAAAACCAUCUUUCGGACGGAAACUGAAUCAUGUUGCUGGGUUUGGUAUGAAUGGGCCCGUCUCUGGGGAGGAUCUCGACGCUAUCGGACUUCUUUACAGCAGGAUUGGGGUAUCCCCAGAGAUCAACCUCUGUCCGUUCGCGCAUCAGACUGCACGGGACGCUUUGGAGAGGAGAGAAUGGACUAUCUGCGCGGAGAUGAAUGUCUACGUCUUGUCUUUACCAGAAUAUGAAGGAGAGGAAAAUGGUGAGGAGAUAUGCAUAACGCACGUCUCUGCGGAGGAAUACCAACUCUUUAUUGAAACGUCUGUCGCGGGCUUCGGAUACAACUCUACACCUGAACAAGUCGAUCUGUUCCAAGCUCUAGCCAGUGCUGCUACUCGCCGCGGGGAUACGCGUCUCUACCUUGCUCGCAUAAAUGGACAGAUUGCCGGGGCUGCGGGAAUGGCUCUAAUCACCACGCCUGCAGGUCGAGUUGCCGAGUUGUAUAUUGAUAGUACGGUCCCUGGGUACCGGGGUAAGGGCGUGCAGACGGCGUUAUUGAGGGCAAGGCUCGAUGAGGCGAAGAAGGAGGGAAUUGACAUUGCUACUGUUACUACUUGGCCGACUGGGACCAGUGCGAGGAAUGUUGAGCGGGUUGGGUUUGAAUUGGGAUAUCGGAAAGAUGUAUUUACCAGACAAGAAUGAGCUCUGUAUACGAAUUUGAAUAUAAGAUGUUUCGUGAC
This is a messenger RNA of Aspergillus versicolor CBS 583.65, 895 nucleotides long. RefSeq names its product GNAT family N-acetyltransferase. Lineage: Eukaryota; Fungi; Ascomycota; Eurotiomycetes; Eurotiales; Aspergillaceae. The record is from RefSeq and is a predicted model, not a curated record. The transcript has a single exon. Gene Ontology annotation, molecular function: acyltransferase activity, transferring groups other than amino-acyl groups. Bases 27 to 857 code for a protein of 276 amino acids.